AACCUGGUAUUUUAAAACCGUUUAAAUGUUUAACGGGCAGAACAAAAAAUCAAGUGCAACAAAGGAUUAACAUUGUGUAAUGGAGUCAUAUAAUUUUGACAAGUUCAUUACUCAAGCUCGUCAGCUCGAUACAGGCAUCGAAAGUUUAGAAAACGUGUGGAGCAAUCCUGAAAUUUGUAUCGGAAAAUUUACAGAGCGUAGCGUAGAAACAGAUGUUCAUAUUGAAGCAUUAAGGAACAGUAUGCGAACUGUAAAAGAAGGAAUAAAGGCAACAAGUUUGGAAGUAGAUAAACAUAUAGAAAAUUCAUGUACAGAACAUGUUCUUGAAGAAACUAGGACGAAGUACGAGUCAUUGAAAGAACAAUGCGACAAUAUAGAACUCAUUUUCGAAAAAUAUGGUUACCAAUAUGAUAAGGACCGGACAGACCAGAAAAGUGCAAAUAGCAUUGAACUGUCUGAGCAAGAGACUUCUCAAGAAGCAACGGAAACUGUAGAAGUUGAAUUCACACCAAAUCUUAGUUGGAAAUAUAAAACAACAUGCAAGGAUCAGUCAACUUUAGCAUCGAACAUAAGUGACACAUCGCAUCUAAGUACAACACCAGUUUUAGAAAAUAAUUCUCCAUCGCGUAUAGAUUAUUUAUCUUCACCGAUAUCAUUUUUAUCUACACCAAUAUCAUUUUUAUCCACACCGAUUAGAGAACGUCCAGAAGAACCAAUUUAUUCCAAACAUUUCUAUAAUUCCUUGAAAAAGUGAAUAUUAGAUCAUAUAUUAUAAGAACUAUAUUUUUUAAAUUAUGAAUUUUACAUUCUUCUACAAAGUUAUACAAAAAAAUAAUAACUACAAUUAUGUAAUUUAUAUUACAAAAUACUCACAUUAUAUUAAAUAUAUGGUAAAGAUCAACUAAUAAAGAUUAGUGUUAGUGUGCUUUCGUUUGUUAGUAUCAUCUAACUUGUAUAUUGCUAGCACCAAGGUGUUUUCCUACUAUCAUCUCAUGCUGCAUUCAAUAUUAGGUUUCUAGCCGUAACACGUAGUGGCACUAAUGUGGGAAACUGUUAUUAUAAAGAUAUAAUUUUUAUAACGAUGAAA
This is a messenger RNA of Megalopta genalis, 1087 nucleotides long. RefSeq lists its product as uncharacterized. NCBI's taxonomy places the organism in Eukaryota, Metazoa, Arthropoda, Insecta, Hymenoptera, Halictidae. The record is from RefSeq and is a predicted model, not a curated record.